GCUGGUUGUACAAGAACAGAAGAAAACAUCUUUUAUCCUCAGAGAGAGAGAGAGAGAGAUCUCAGAGCAGCAAGAUCCUCUAACAGAGAGAUGGGGGCUAGCACAAAGAAUGAUGGGGGAAGUGUGCUGAAUGCGGUUUGAGCUCUAUUGCCUACUGUUAUAGAUAUAAGCUAAACUUGUACGAAUGAGGAGCUUACUGGCAUCAAUAGAGACCCCUCCAAAAGCUACAACAAAUUUCCCACGCAGGCUCAGACACGUUCUCCAGAAUCCAUAGUAGAUAUGGAGACUGUCACUGCUUUGGAGGUGUCCCUGUCACGGGAUACAGAGAAAGCCAGGAAGAUACAAACCAAGGAGAAUAGAGAGGAUGAGACCCCAGAACAAUGGGGCGAAUUUCAGGGGAUAUGGGGCAGAGGGAAAGAAAUGGAGAAGUGUUGGUGCGAGAGUGGGCUACAGGGAUGUUGUGACGACAGGUGGACUGCAUUUAGAGAUGUUAACACUGAUGAGUCACAAUUGGUUACUGAGCUGACAGAGAUGUCUGAACACAGUGGACCAUGGUGGUGUGAAGACAGCACAAGGCCAUGUGAAAGAUCAACAAAACAUUCUGUAAAAAAAAGCAACCUGCAAAGAAUUUUUGAAAAUUGCUUCCCACCAUUUUCACAGUCAGUGGUAGAAGAAGAUGUGACACCAUUGGAGCUAUAUACUAGUGGGGAAAGCCAUACACAACACAGGCAAGUAGAACAGCUCUGGGGCACAGCAUGUAGUAGAUGGAGACAGAGUGAUCCCAGUUACAAGUGGGAAGGAUCCAGACUUCACAGUUCCUACCUCUCCAUGCUUCAUAUCAAGCCAAAAAAUCAGGAGGGACAAUCAGCACGAUGCUUGCCAAACCCUCAAAAGGUCAAGUCACUUGCCGCCUCUCCAUCCAUCAAUGAAAAAAUUCAGGCUCAGAAAGUGAGCACAGUUGCCAGAAGGGAACCAGAACUGAAGCUAAUGAAGGUUGCCUCUGUGUCGGUCCAUGUAAGUGGGUUCAGCCCAUCUCAUCACUUGCAGUCUUUGUUCCAGCACUGGACACAGCCCAAUGGAAAAGCAAGGCUGACGGUGGCCUACAACUUUAACCACAGCCUGUUAGUUUAAUGGCUCCGAGCCAUACGUUAGGAUGCAAACUGGCCUGGUUUGUGCAGUGCCCAGAAACCUUUUGUCACAGAUACUUAUAUUUUCUACAAUAAAUUUUAGUGGUUAAUAUAGA
Xenopus tropicalis (tropical clawed frog) is the source of this 1243-nucleotide messenger RNA. RefSeq lists its product as uncharacterized. The record is from RefSeq and is a predicted model, not a curated record. The coding region runs from base 280 to 1131 and encodes 283 amino acids. The transcript has 6 exons. Lineage: Eukaryota; Metazoa; Chordata; Amphibia; Anura; Pipidae.